This is a messenger RNA of Plasmodium gonderi, 771 nucleotides long. RefSeq names its product Plasmodium exported protein, unknown function. NCBI's taxonomy places the organism in Eukaryota, Apicomplexa, Aconoidasida, Haemosporida, Plasmodiidae. The transcript has 2 exons. The coding region runs from base 1 to 771 and encodes 256 amino acids. The record is from RefSeq and is a predicted model, not a curated record.
AUGGAAACUAUAAAGAAAUGUCGUACUAAAGGAAAAAGAAAUAAAUUCUACAUUUCCGUGAAUAUUUUUGUAGUUACUCUUUUGAUUUGGACAUUACAAUGUUUUAAUAAUAACGAUACUUUGAAUAACCCAAGUGAUAAUGAUAAUGGUUAUUACAAUGGAGAGAAAACAUCACAUAAAAGAACGAAGAACAGGUGUUUAUCUCAGGGGGGAGGUCUUUUUGGACCAGAAAUAAAUGUGUUAAAAAAUACGGUUGUAAAUUACUUGUUAGGUAGUAAUAAUAAUAAGGAUAAUAGAGGAGAUAUGAAACCAGAGGUCGUAGAACCAAGAUAUGAUCAACACCCUCCAAGAAAUUAUCGUGAUCAUCAUUAUUACAAUGGUCCUGAUGAUAUUAGAGGACAUGAUAGUUAUGUUAUAAGAGAUGGAAAUAGUCAUGGCAUGCCCAAUCGUCAAGGUCCAGAAGUAAUGUCAUAUUAUGUUCCAGGUGAUGGGUCUGAAAAAGAUAGAAGAUUGCAACCUGUAUAUUACCCAGUGCAACCAGCAGCACAAAGAAUUCAUUAUAAUAAUAAUACAUCCAUGCUAGGGUAUUUAAAACAUUUUCUAUUAGAGCAACAGUUGUUUUCCUCUCCUGUUUUAAAUAAAAUGGCCCCCAUAUUUUUUUUAAUGUUUCUUUAUUAUGUAAUAUCAGCUGUAAUUAGUAAUUUCCGUCAUAUUAUAGCUCUUUAUUUUCUAGCUAAAAUAGUAAAAUUGCAUUACAAUAGCAAUAAUUAA